Prorocentrum cordatum is the source of this 624-nucleotide messenger RNA. NCBI's taxonomy places the organism in Eukaryota, Dinophyceae, Prorocentrales, Prorocentraceae. The record is from the annotation of a GenBank genome assembly.
AGAGCUUGUCGUCCAAGCGCGACCUCGGCGCCUUCAGCAUGGACCUCGGCGCCCUCAGCCGCGGGCGCGGCAGCCGGAGGGCGUCCACGGACGUGGGGAAGGCCGCAGAGAAGGAGUCGGCGGAGACGGAGGCUCCGGGCACCAACGGGAUGAGCCACCCGGAGCUCCGCGAGGCAGCCCAGGCGGACUCGCCGCCUUCCUCGGAGAGGCACUUGCCGCUGGUCCUGCCGAACAAGCCCAACCGACUGAACCCCGCCACCGCCUCCUCGCAGCUCGGCGCCGAGGAGGCGGCGCAGGGGGUCGGCUCGCAGACCACCUCCGCGAUCCCGAGGAGGAGCGACGUCUCCAAGAACGCGAGUGCGCUCGAGGCGUCCGCUCACAUGGCCUUUCUGAGGAACCUGACGGACCAGGCGCCGCAGGACAACGACGAAGAAUCCACCAACAACCACCGGAGCUCUCAGCACAGGAAGGAGAGUGAGAUGAGGGUGAAGCUGAUGAAGCGCAUGGACACCUUCAGGGCGCAGCAGGUAGAGUACGGCAUCGUGGGCAAGGUGGUGGUGUCCAGCCAGUUCGAUUUCGCUAUCACUAUCGUGGUUGUCAUGAACGCGCUGCUCAUAGGGGCGC